Molecule: messenger RNA, 1438 nt
Organism: Gilbertella persicaria
Lineage: Eukaryota; Fungi; Mucoromycota; Mucoromycetes; Mucorales; Choanephoraceae
Product: chaperonin 10-like protein
Exons: 3
Coding region: 17-1339 (440 amino acids)
Molecular function (GO): oxidoreductase activity; zinc ion binding
Source: RefSeq, a predicted model, not a curated record
ACUCUAUUACUUUAGUAUGGCUACUAACGCUGCUGCAAACUACGCUCAAAGCAAGAUGGGAGAGCAUCCUAUCAAUAUUGCUAAUCAAGAUAAACAAAAUACCUCCGAAAGCUCCGACAUGCUUGCCUGUGUUUGGUCAGGCAAAGAAAAGCUUGUCAUGAAACGAGUUCCUAAGCCUGAAAUUACAGAUGAUGAGGAUGUCAUUAUUAAAGUGACUGGCAGCACAGUCUGUGGUUCUGACUUGCACUUGUAUCAUGGUGAAAUUAUGCAAUUAAAGGAUGGCGAUAUUCUUGGUCAUGAAUGUAUGGGUGUUAUUGAAAAAGUAGGCACCAAAGUAACCAAAUUCCAUCCUGGUGAUCGUGUUGUGGCUGCUUUUAACAUUGCCUGUGGUACAUGUCAAUUCUGUCAAAAGAAACUGUUUACUGCCUGUGAAAACACCAACAAUAGCUCCGUGAUGGAAAAGUUAUACGGUCAUCGUACUGCUGGUAUCAUUGGUUACUCUCAUUUCUUGGGUGGUUUUUCUGGUGCUCAAGCUGAAUAUGCUCGUAUCUUGUUUGGUAAUACCAACUUGAUCAAGAUUCCCGACAGCGUUCCUGAUGAAAAGGCCUUGUUCUUAUCUGACAUUGUACCUACUUCUUAUCAUGCUCUUUGGUCUGCUGAUAUCCAAGAAAACGAUGUUGUCGGUGUCUGGGGAUUAGGUCCUAUUGGUCUCAGUGCUGUUCAAUGGUUGCGUAAUGUCUUCAAGGCCAAACGUAUCAUUGCUAUCGAUAAUGUCCCUGAACGUCUUGAACUUGCCAAGGUCCGUUGGGGUGCUGAAGUCAUUAACUUUAACACUGACAAGGAUGUCUCUGCUAAAGUCUUGGAACUUGUGCCUGAAGGUCUUGACCGUGCUAUUGACUGUGGUGGUUUCCGCUAUGCCAAGAGUUUGUUGCACAAGGCAGAACGUGCCAUUGGCCUUGAGACAGAUACCAGUGAAGUCAUUAACGAAAUGAUUCGAUCCACCAAAAAGUUCGGUACUAUGGCCGUGAUUGCUGAUUAUGCUGCUUACACCAACCAUUUCUUGAUUGGUGGUUUGAUGGAAAAGGGUCUUCGCUUAGUGGGUUGUGGUCAAGCACCUAUUCAACGCCACUGGGACAAGUGUUUAGAACACAUCCAAAAGGAUGAGUUUGAUCCUACUAUCAUCUUGACACAUCGUUUCCCAUUAGAACAAGUGCCCGAAGUCUAUCGUCGCUUUGAUCGAAAGGAAGCUGGUAUUAUGAAGACAUUUAUUGAAACCAAGUUCAGUGGUCCGGUGAUGCCUGGCACUCCCAUGCUAACUACUGAUGUAAAUGAUGCUUAAAUUAUGAUUGUAUAUACUAUUCAAUAAAAAUGCGGUAAUUCAUGCUUCUCAUCAUGACUCGAGUCAACGUGCAGUGUUGCAUCACUUGCCAUAUUUGGU